Closterium sp. NIES-65 is the source of this 2901-nucleotide messenger RNA. NCBI's taxonomy places the organism in Eukaryota, Viridiplantae, Streptophyta, Zygnematophyceae, Desmidiales, Closteriaceae. The record is from the annotation of a GenBank genome assembly.
AUGGACGAUCCUCGAAGACGUCCCGCCGGCGCGCCGCCUUCCCGCGGCCCGGGUGGCCCUUCUCCCGUCCGCAAUCGCGGGGGAAGCCCCAUGACAAGUAAUGCCUCUCGGCGCGGCCCGUCCAGCACUACUGGCGGCGGCGGCGGAGGCGGCGGGAGCUCAGCGGGCCGCGGGAGAGCGCGGCCGCUUAGGGGAACUUCCGGCACUUCCGCUCCCCCAGCGCAAAGGGGCGGGGGGGGACCUGGCGCAGCUCCGCCUGCUAAGUCCGCCGCCGCCGGCAGGGGCGCAAGGAGUGGGAAAGGCUUGCGCAUGCGCCCGGCACGCCCGCGCGUGCAGUUGCGGAAGUACCCCGGAUUAAAGCCCGCCAUAUCGAGCUACAGUAAGCUACGCGCACGCGCCACGGGUCAGCUCGUGGAGCCGAAAAAGCGCCUGCGGUUCAGCGAUCACGUGGAGGUUGCCACGUGGGACGCUGACGUGGACGAUAAUCACGGCGCCAACUCAGCAGCAGCUGCUGCCUCAAGCUUACCCACCGGUAGCAAAAGGCUUUUUCUCCGGAAUGUGUUUCUUGGCGCCGCGGAAAGUAUCAACGACGCUGCGGAAAGUUUGUUCGGGCAGUCCAAAAGGGAGCUUCCUAAGGAUCUGCCCACAGAGUUUGUCCGAGACGCUCCUAGAUCGAAGGAGUUAAAGAAGGCUUACAAAAAGGAGAUGCGCGCGCGGGGCGACAGUGAUUAUGCUAAGAAGGAACGCCGACCAAGGACCAAGAAGGACGGCGAAACGCGAGAGCGGAAGGCGGUCGCAGGCGGGCAGUCCGCAAAUAAAGAAGCGGGCAGGGGAAAGCCCAGCGAGAGGUCCGUAUUAUCCAGCGGAGCGCAGUCUUUCGGGCAGCUUGAAACCAAGUCGGAUCGGGCAGCACUGGAAAAGAAUCUCAUGCCAACUGGUAGCAAGAGCCUGAAAGUGGAAGGCGGAGGGGAAGCGGCGGGGGGCGCGGGAGGGGAGCUAGGAGGGGGGAAGGGAGGGAAAUUGCUGUCUGGGAGCUUGAUUCCUAGAGACCCGCGGACUGCAGCGGCUGCCGCUGCGGCAGUGGCGGCUGCGACGGCGGCAGCGGCGGCUGCGACUCCCGGUGCUGUUUCCGCCAGCGCAGCUGUUUCUGCUGGUGAGAGCGGCCUUGAUGCGAAAGAGGGUGACACGGAGGGGAUGGAGGAGAAAGUGAGGGAGGAGGGCGAGGGAGAAAAAGAGAGAGACAGCGACGACAGUAGUGUGAGCGAUAGUAGUGAUGAUGAUGACGACGACGACGACGAGGAGGAGGAGGAGCACGGGGUGUGGGUGGACGAGGAUGUAGAGUCGUCCGAGGGAGAGGAAGACGAGGAAUGGGGAGAAGAAGGCGUGGAGCAAGGCGCGCUGGAUGCUGACGUGGCAGCUGCUGCUGGCAGCCACGUGGCAGCAUGGGAUGGCGUGGAGGUCAAGCGGUUGGGAGAGAAGGAAGCGGGGGAACGGGGAACGGGAGGGAAAGGGGACGAAGCUGCAAGUCCAGCAGUAAAGACAAGUGCUGUGAGUCAGGCGGAAGGCGGAACCCCCAGGCGCAUGCGCAGUCCGUCCCCCAUAGGGGCGCCGCUUGCCCCCCGCGGGGCGCAGCCCUCGCCGCAGAUGGGCGCAACUGCAGUCGGAGUGGAGGCGUUGACUCUGGCAGAUAACGACAAAAAGCAGACCGGCGCCCCCCAAACGAACCAAUCAGUCGCCCGUAACGAAUUCAAACCCCUCGCGGUUACCGCCGCCUCUCACCAAUCUUGGGGGUCAGCCAAGCAGCCUGGCAGCCGGCGAUCCACCUCAGUGCAACUGAACAUGAGCGAUAGCGAUCUCUACGCACAUUCUACUGAUGAUGCUGAUGACUAUGGGUUGCCUGUGCACGGUGGGGGGAGGGGGAACGAGUUUUCUAUGAGACCGAAAUCUAUGUCUGAGGAUGAUUGGAACGAUCAGAGUUACAUGAGGGAUGGGAGGGAGAGAGGAGGUGGGGACGGGAGAGGGAGGGGCGGAGGAAUGGGGGACAGCAGGGGAGGGGGAGGGGGAGGGGGAGGGGGAAUGGGGGGGCCAAGGCGGAUGGGGGAGAGGCCGGGGGGGCAAGAUGGGGGUGGGGUUGUGAGGAGACCUGCUGGUGGUGCUGGCGCUGGUGGUGCUGGCGCUGGUGGUGCUGGCGCUGGUGGUUAUGAUGGUGGUGUUGGUUACGGUGGUGGGGGAGGGGGUUACGGUGGUGGUGGGGGGGGGUGUUACAGUGGUGAUGGUGGUUACAGUGGUGGAAGGGAGGGGUAUGGUGGUGGAAGAGAGGGGUACGGUGGUGGAAGGGAGGGGCACGGAGGUGGAAGGGAGGGGUACGGAGGUGGAAGGGAGGGGUACGGAGGUGGAAGGGAGGGGUACGGAGGUGGAAGGGAGGGGUACGGAGGUGGAAGGGAGGGGUACGGAGGUGGAAGGGAGGGGUACGGUGGUGGAAGGGAGGGGUACGGAGGUGGAAGGGAGGGGUACGGUGGCGGAAGGGAGGGGUACGGUGGUGGAAGGGAGGGGUACGGAGGUGGAAGGGAGGGGUACGGUGGUGGAAGGGAGGGGUACGGAGGUGGAAGGGAGGGGUACGGAGGUGGAAGGGAGGGGCACGGUGGUGGAAGGGAGGGGUACGGUGGUGGUGGUGGGGGUUACGGUGGUGGGGGUGGUUACAGUGGUGGUGGGGGGGGAGGCAUGCCCAGCCGCCCAGGAGGAGGAGGGGGGCAGGGUGGGGGAGCAGGGGGGGCGCGGAAGCCGCUGGAUUGGAAGCAGCAGAUGCAGCAAGCGAGCAAGGAGCAACAGAAGGACCGCAUUUUCAGGAUGCUGGCUGAUGGCUCGCAGGACAAGAGCCGUGGCGGGUAUGGGAAGAGAUAG